Messenger RNA from Podarcis muralis (Common wall lizard), 945 nucleotides. Its product is annotated as olfactory receptor 6X1-like. Gene Ontology annotation, biological process: G protein-coupled receptor signaling pathway. The record is from RefSeq and is a predicted model, not a curated record. Gene Ontology annotation, molecular function: olfactory receptor activity; G protein-coupled receptor activity. Lineage: Eukaryota; Metazoa; Chordata; Lepidosauria; Squamata; Lacertidae. Gene Ontology annotation, cellular component: membrane.
AUGACCAUAUCAAAUACCUCAACGGUAGAUGAAUUUAUUCUACUGGGAAUUCCUUUCUUCCAUGAGCUACACAGUAUCUUCUUUGUAGUAGGUUUAUGUAUGUACAUUAUAACUAUACUAGGAAAUGGGUUCAUCCCCAUCAUUGUAGUCAUUGAACAAAAGCUUCAGACACCGAUGUACAAAUUCCUGAGCAAUCUUGCUUUUCUGGAGAUCUGCUACUCCACAACAGUUGUCCCUAAGUUACUACAAACACUAAUAAAAGCACAAACCACUAUUUGUUUCUAUUGCUGCAUGACUCAGAAUCUGUUCCAUUUUAUUUUUGGUGGUACAGAGCUUUUAAUCCUCACGGUGAUGUCCUUUGACCGCUAUUUGGCCAUAUGCAAGCCUCUUCAGUACCCCAUGAUUAUGACCAAGAAUGUUUGUAUUCAGAUGUCCUUGGCUACCUGGUAUGGAUCAUUCAUCAUUAUGUUUCUUCAGUGUGCUAUUAUGUGGACGUUGCCUUACUGUAAGUCCAAUAUCAUUGACCACUUCUACUGUGAUUUUGGCCCGUUGUUAAAACUAGCCUGUUCUGACACCAGCGUCAGUCAGUUACUGGGAUUUAUCAGUUCCAUUGUGUUUGUCAUCAUGACCUUGAUCUUCAACACAGUGUCCUACAUCUUCAUCAUUUCCUCUAUCCUUCGGAUACCUUCAGUCAGGGGUCGCAAGAAAGCAUUCUCCACCUGUACAUCUCACCUGAUUGUUGUUUCUAUACUGUAUGGAGCCUUGAUCUUCAUUUAUGUCAGGUCCAAUGUCCUUGCCCAAUCUCGCCUGAGCAGAGUAGUAGCAGUUUUGAACACUGUCCUCAUUCCAAUGCUAAAUCCUUUCAUAUAUACAAUAAGGAAUGCAGACGUGAAAGCUGCUGUCAGGAGUGCUAUCCAUAAAAAGAGUGCGGCCCUCAAAAAAUGA